Messenger RNA from Tachysurus vachellii, 9743 nucleotides. It is a transcript of the gene camta1a, whose product is annotated as calmodulin binding transcription activator 1a. The transcript has 21 exons. Gene Ontology annotation, cellular component: nucleus. The record is from RefSeq and is a predicted model, not a curated record. Lineage: Eukaryota; Metazoa; Chordata; Actinopteri; Siluriformes; Bagridae. Gene Ontology annotation, biological process: regulation of transcription by RNA polymerase II. Gene Ontology annotation, molecular function: protein binding; double-stranded DNA binding; transcription coregulator activity. The coding region runs from base 145 to 5322 and encodes 1725 amino acids.
UAUUGGUUUUCCUGUUUAUGUUGACCUUGACUUCUGACCCUGACCUCCUGCAUACUCUUGGAAAUCGCAGCUUACUUGAUAACCUUUGAGAAGCAUGAUGAAUGGUUAACAACAUCCCCUAAAACAAGGCCACAGAAUGGGUCGAUGAUACUGUACAACCGGAAAAAGGUGAAGUACAGGAAGGACGGCUACUGCUGGAAGAAGCGGAAAGAUGGCAAGACCACGCGAGAGGAUCACAUGAAGCUGAAAGUGCAGGGUGUAGAGUGUCUCUACGGCUGUUACGUGCACUCCUCCAUCAUCCCCACCUUCCACCGCAGGUGCUACUGGCUGCUGCAGAAUCCAGACAUCGUCCUGGUGCACUACUUAAACGUGCCAGCCAUAGAAGACUGUGGGAAACCAUGCGGUCCCAUCCUUUGCUCCAUCAACACAGACAAGAAGGAAUGGGCCAAGUGGACCAAGGAGGAGCUUGUGGGGCAGCUCAAACCUAUGUUUCAUGGCAUCAAGUGGACUUGCAGCAAUGGGAACAGCAGCUCUGGUUUUUCGGUGGAGCAGCUGGUGCAGCAGAUACUAGACAGCCAUCAGACCAAGCCUCCUCCCCGGACUCAUAACUGCCUCUGCACUGGCACACUCGGUAAGGGACAGAAGGGAGACACAGAGAUGGGCCAAAAGAGAAAAACAGGUGCUGGGAGCAGCGUGCACCACAAGUGUAACAGUGCUAAACACCGUAUCAUCUCUCCUAAAGUGGACCCUCGCACUGGCACCUACAGCAGUGGUCACUCCGAGCUGCAAAACAAUGACGUGUCAGAAGGCAAAACAGAACACAGCCAUGCUGGUGGAAAAGCGGGCACAGGGGCUACAGGAGGGGGCACAUCACGGGAAAAACGCAAUGGAAAAGUGCAUAAGCCUGUAUUACUGCACCAGAAUAGCACUGAGGUCUCAUCUACCAACCAGGUGGAAGUUCCGGAUACAACCCAGAGCUCCCCUGUGUCCAUCAGCAGUGGUCUAAACUCAGACCCUGAUAUGGCUGACAGCCCUGCUGUUACCGGAAUGAGUCACGUGGCCUCAGUAAUGAGCAGCCUAUCUCAGAACGUCUUCAUGUCAGAAGUACCUGGUGAUCCGGUCUACAGCAUGUCCCCCACAGGAAGUGCUAAUACUCACCUCAUGGGCCCUGAUGCCACCUCCCAUGGACUGGUGCUUACUGUCUCCUCUGACAGCCAUAAGUUUGCCUUUCCGGGCAGUGGGGGCACAGAGGCAGGCACACCAGGGGCCUCAGAUGGACUUGCUAUGCUGUCUGCAGCUGGAGUCUCUGAGGAGCUUGUCCUCUCAAGCAGCCUGGAUUCAAGCAACAUCAAGCUGCCAGAGACCACAAUGAACUUUGAUCCAGACUGCUUUCUGAAUAACCCAAAGCAGGGCCAAACUUAUGGAGGCAGUGGGCUAAAGCAAGAGAAUGGCUCUUCAGGUACCAUGGCUAGCACCAACGGCCUGCAGCACUCUCCAUCAAUGUCCAACUCCAGCUUCACCUUCAACGCGGACAUCAUCAAGAACAUCAAGACUGAGGACACCUCCUUCGAGCAGCAACUGGCCAAAGAAAGCGGCUAUCAGAUGGGGACAGUAGUAAGCUGUAGCGUUUCCAAUGGUUCAGGCUCUCAAGGCUCACUAACGUUAACCCCAGCAGGCUCACUACUGCCUUCUGGAGGAGGACUGAGUCCCAGCACCACCCUGGAGCAAAUGGAUUUCAGUGCCAUAGAUGCAAAACCUGACUUUUCUUCCAGUACAUCAGUGGGUUAUGACCAGGCAAUGAGCAACACUCAUCUGGCCCAUCAAAGCCACUCGCCCAGUUUCUUCCUUCAGGACACACCACAGUCAGCUCAGAACCAGCAAGGCAGGCAAAAUUCAGGCCAGAAGAGCCAUUUGCUGGAGCACAACUCCCAUGACAGGGCCUAUAUGGGCUUACAGGUGGUAAAAACAGACUCACCUGGUACCAACAGCCAUCUCCACCACCACCAUGGUCACCAGAACCAGCACAGACCAACCUGCAAUGGAAACUCCGCUGCAGAGAACCAAGGGCAGAGUGGAUCUCUUCAACUACUACAGUAUCCAGGAGGCUUUUCUAGCCUUGGGACAGAGCAUGAGGACGUGGUUGGUCAUGAUCAGGCUGGCAGUACAGCUUCCAGUCAGUCCAGUAGUGUUGAGACCAGAUCAGAUGGCUUGCUCAAGCCUGGGGAUCACCUGCAAGCCUGUGCAGGGGGCAACACAGAGGGCGGCGGAUCAGAGCACUACCUGCAGCAAGGUCCUGAGAAUGGAGUAAGUAAUGAAGCUAUAGCUCUCAGGAACGGGAAUUCUAGUGACAACACUAAUGGCCAACAGCAGCUGCAGCCUCUUCUGCAGGGGUCUGGGCUGGUACAGGGGCUCUACAAUACAGUGGGGACCCACCAGGGUCUAAACGACACUGGAACUGGCAGUACCGGGGGCACCGGCAUGGAAAUCAGCCUGGAUCACUUUGACAUCUCCUUUGGCAACCAAUUCUCUGAUCUCAUCAAUGACUUCAUUUCAGUGGAUGGAGGAGUCACUGCUGUGGGUUCUGGUGGGGCAAUUUAUGCCCAUCAGCUGGUUGCACCACCUGGCUCGGAUGGGCAGACAGCCUCAGGAGCAAACCAUCAACAAAACCAAGGGGAUGGGAACAACAGAGUAACAGGAUAUAGCACUUCUGACCUCUGCCUCCAGCCGUGCUGCAGUCCCCAGGGCCUAGGUGGUGGAACAGCUGGUGCAGGGGCUUCAGGGGACACAGGCUCACUUUCCUACAUGCAUGUAGCUGACGUUGUAUCGGCAGCAGUGGCACAGGGCACACUGGGUAUGCUGCAAGCAACAGGGAGGCUUUUUAUGGUGACUGACUACUCUCCAGAAUGGUCCUAUCCAGAGGGUGGGGUUAAGGUUCUAAUCACUGGCCCGUGGCAGGAGGCUAGCAGUCAGUACAGCUGUCUGUUUGAUCAGAUCUCUGUUCCUGCUUCGUUGAUUCAGCCUGGAGUUCUGCGUUGUUACUGCCCUGCCCAUGACACAGGGUUGGUGACUCUGCAGGUGGCAGUCAGUAAUCAGAUCAUCUCAAACUCAGUGGUGUUUGAGUACAAGGCCCGUGCACUGCCCUCUCUGCCUUCAUCCCAGCACGACUGGCUCUCUCUGGACGAUAACCAGUUCAGAAUGUCCAUUCUGGAGCGCCUGGAGCAGAUGGAGCGCCGGAUGGCUGAGAUGGCUGGCCAGCAGCAGCAGCAGCAAAGCAACGGAGCAGCUGGAGGAGCAGGAGCAGGAGGAGGAACAGGGGGAGGUGGAAAUGGAGGCAACAGCAGUAGCAGCCAGUCUCAAUGUCUGUCAGGCCAGGGACAGGCGGGCAGCUCGUUUGAGAGCCGUGUGGUGGUCGUGUGUGAGAAGAUGAUGAACCGUGCGUGCUGGGCCAAAUCCAAACACCUCAUCCACUCUAAAACCUUUCGGGGAAUGACCCUGCUGCACCUUGCUGCUGGACAAGGCUACGCCACCCUCAUCAAAACUCUCAUCAAGUGGCGUGCUAAGCAUGCAGACAGCAUUGAUCUGGAGCUUGAGGUGGACCCACUUAACGUUGACCACUUCUCUUGUACACCAUUGAUGUGGGCCUGUGCUCUGGGUCACCUCGAAGCAGCCGUGGUACUGUACAAAUGGGACCGCAGAGCUCUGACAAUCCCAGACUCUCUGGGCCGCCUGCCUCUGUCCAUCGCCCGCUCUCGAGGACACACCAAACUGGCUGAGUGUCUGGAGCAGCUUCAGAGAGAGGAGCAGCAGCAGCCUCCCUCCACCCACAUGACCUUCUCUUCUAAUCCUGAUGCUCCCUCCUCUGACAGCUGGAUUGUCAGCUGGACCAAUGACGGCAUGGUGGCCCCCAGCAGCCACAAGGGCAUUCCACCCGUCACUGCUACCACCAAUCCCUCCAGCAACAUCACUUCUGAUUUAAGACGCCCCAGAUCCGAGCCCUCCAGCUACUACAGCAGUGAGUGUCAACGGGAUCUCCCUGCAGCUAAGAAACACAAACCGAACCCAGAAGUGGCUCAGACGCGGCCGAAUAAAGCUGUCUCGGUUCCCUUGAGCCUAGAGCACCAGCAGCUCCACAAGCUCUCCCCCAGCCCAAACACACUCCCUUCAGAUACACCCAGUGCAGAUCAAAAUUCAACUGCUGAAGGCACCAAGACCAGUGGCAUCUCACAGGCCAAACUGAGCUCCUUUCGCACAGGGGGACAUAAGUGGAGCUCCAGGGAGGUGUACAGAAAAGUAUCAGGAGGAGGUGGAGGAAGCAGCAUAGGGAAGGAGAAGCUAGCAUCCAGGCUGCGUCAGCGAGGAGAGAACCUUAGCAUGAUGACCAUGACGGACAGAGAGAUAGUAGACACCGAGCUGCUCACCUAUAAAGAGGACUUGGAGAACCAGGACUGUCUUUCACACAUGGAAGACUUGCAGGCGAACAUGAUGACCUUGGCGGAGCACAUAAUCGAAGCGACGCCAGAGCGCAUUAAGAGGGAGAACUUCUCAGCUGUGGAGUCUGUUCCUCUGGACAGUAGUGGCCUGAGCAGCACGAUGAGCUGGCUAGCUACUUACCUGGGAGAUGUGGAGCAGCUGCCCAGCAUCAUCCAUCUGAGGUCUCUAUAUAGCGAACCUCUUACCCCCAACCCGGGCCUGAGUCCAGACGGUUCCCCUCAGUCUGACAGUCCAUUUGAGAAGGCUGGUCUGCCCUCCCCGGCCAACUGGACCGAGUUCCUGAAUGCUUCCAACAGCAAGAUGGAGCGCGAGCUGUCACAGCUCACCCUUACCGACCUGGAGCAGAGGGAGCUGUACGAGGCAGCUCGGCUGGUACAGAGCGCCUUCCGCAAGUACAAGGAACGGCCACUGCGCGAGCAGCAGGAAGUUGCAGCUGCUGUCAUUCAGCGCUGUUACAGAAAAUACAAACAGCUAACAUGGAUAGCAUUGAAGUAUGCACUUUAUAAGAAGAUGACGCAGGCUGCCAUCCUCAUCCAGAGUAAGUUUCGGAGUUACCAUGUGCAGAAAAAGUUCCAGCAGAGUCGACGGGCAGCUGUGCUGAUCCAGCAAUACUACCGCAGCUACAGAGAGUUCCGGCAGCUCCGGCCUCACAGACGCACAGCCACUUCAGCCCUGGUGCAGCACAAGCUCAGAAGUAGUUUGCUUACGAAGAGACAGGAGCAGGCUGCCCGGAAGAUCAUGCGAUACCUCCGCCGCUGCCGUCACAGAGUGAGAGAAUUGAGAAAGGCCAGGGAACAUGAGAAUAUCCAGAAGAGCCCCCUCACAAUGUGACAUCCCUCUCCAGACUUCUUUACCUGUUUUUUUUUUCUGUUUCAACCAGAUCUUUUACAAGAGGGGAAAAAAAAGAAUUCAAGCAGGAAGAGUAUGACUCUAUACAGAACUACACAGACGUCUGCUAUUAUACACCACUUUUUCAUAUCUCUAUCUUCCUUCUGUCUUUCUUUUAUAAGAGAAAGAGCUGACUUUAAGAGUGGAAUAAAAAAAAAAACUCAAAGCGAGGAUGUGAUCGGAGGAAGAACAUUUGCUUCAUGGCAUUUUUUGCACUUUUUCAUGGAUUUGGUUUGUUAUUUUGAAGCGCAUUAAAAAGGACAGAAUGUUGGAACAGUGCGACUCUUCAGAGAAUCACAGAGAGAAGAUGAAGAACAGGUGGAAAGACUGGAAAAAAAUAUGGAACCAAUGCGGAAACCUGGCAGGACCUGGCUGGAAUCGUAGUACAUUGUUUAAAUGACAAAUCUAACGUGUAGAAAUAUUGCGAAGGGCAUAUGAAAAAUAUGAAGAAAAAAAAAAUCCAUUUACAUCCAGUAUAUGAAAGAAGAAUUCUCUUAUAUAAUUAUAUUGUAAGGAGCCCAUCAUAUUAGUUACAAGGUAGAGCAGGAUGUUGAAGUGGUGGUGAGGCUAAAAAAAGAAUCUCUAACAUUUCAAUGAAUGUUAUUCAUUCUUUUAAAUCCUAUAGUAGUCUGUGGUUGAAUUGGGCCAGUGCAAAAUCAGUGCAAACAUAAAACAACCAUUUCUCUGGGAAAAAAAAAUGUCUGUGUGCAUCAAUUUAUUUUUAUCCCCCAGUGAAUGUACUGAAAAUUAUUACAUUCUUAUUGGGUGAUUUGCUAUGGACCUUUUCAUUAUGUAAAUGUUUUCGGAGAAAAAUAUUGCCUAGUUUUGGUUAGUAGUAGUCACUGACUAUGCUCUUAUUCUGUUCAAAAAUGACCUCCAUUGGCUCUUUAGGCCUUUAAAGGAAAGCGCACAGACAUUGCCUUGAUAUCUUAGAGAUUCUCUGAAGGGUCCCUAAGCAAGUCCUUUCAGCAAGGGUUGGAAAAAUCCAUAUUUUUGACGACUGAAAGGUUUCUGUACAUAAAGAAAGUCGACGGAACAGUAUGUGAAGUAAGAACAUUUAUCUGAACAGGACUGUAUUUUAGAAAUAUAUUAUUUUAUUCAUUAUAAGGGGUCAAAACAGGAAGUCGAAAUCUGAAUAUUUGUAUAGUUUUGUUUGAAUGCCUAAUAAGUAUGGUUGUAUUGUUUGUACAUAUUGUAAAUACUCUGGGAUAAGAUGAGCUACGUGCAUGAAAAUCAAAGAUACAGAAAAAAAGAUGAUUUAAAAAAAAAAAACAGCAUUAGUGGCUAUGCUCUGUAAAACUUUCACUAUAAGAAUAUUUUAUUUUACUUUGAAUGUUCUUGAGAAGAACAUUUUGCUAAAGCAUGACCUUACUGCAAAUAUGAAAAAUACCAUACUUAUGAGGUAGACGAAAACAACACGCAUUAUCAUUAGACGACAAUGGUUACGUUUACAUCUGUUUCAUCACGGGCUACCAAGAGACUUUUUCUCCACUGGUGCCAAGUAAAGUGAAUGCUGACUGCUUAAUGAGAAAUAAUAGGUUCAUCCUCGCUGAGCAGAAGACAAAGCAGUGAAAUGGGAGCACAUUAACUUUCAUCACUUUAUCCCCACUGACCAGUGAAUACAAGAAGUGCCACAGAGAGGAGAGGAUUUCAUAAGUAGACUUUUAGUCUCCAACAUUUCUAUAGUUUCUCAUAUUGUAAAUUCAAAACACAAAGAAAUUUUCAAUCUUAUCUAUGUUUGCGACCAUCUGUAUACAAAGCGACCAUGUUAUAUAUUAUAUUAUAUUAUAUUAAAAGGCUGCUCAUUUUUCAAUUUAAACAUGCAACACUGAUGGAAAAAGCGGUGACAGUUAAAGACUGGCGAGUCUUUCCUGCAUGACGUGACUGGACAUUUUGGUGCUAAUAACAACGAUAUAACAGGAUAACGAGAAGAAACGCUUGGCCGAUGUUGAGCUUUGGCAAUGAGCCAGCUGUUUGCACAUUUCGGCAGUAAAGUAGCUUAUGUCUUGUUCUAGUGGCUUUGGAGGCGCAUCACUUCCUGAGCGUUUAAUUAGGGUCCAAACCGUAAACAGGCAGCACUUCAAAUAAGCUGAAAAUGAGAAUAAUGGCACACAAAUUGAUUUUUAAAUAAGGUCAUGAGUCUAUUACUUUUCCAUUCAUUUCAAAUUCACUGUUUAAGUGGUGCCAUAUUGAGGUUUGUUUUCUACAGUACAACUGUGUAAAUUUUGUUGUCGAUUUCUUGGUUUGUUUGUUUUUUUUAAUAUUUUUUAAUGUGUGAACUGUUCAGAGUGUUCAUGUGGGAAGUGCCUAAUCAAAGCAAGUUUCACUCAGCAUGCAAUGUAACAAACUGGACGAAGUGAAUAUUUGGACAAUGGAAACGUGACAUUCCGUCAUGCUGAUUAUUUUAUGUAUGAUAAUGUUUUCUUCCAGUAUGCUCUGUAUUGCAGAAAGCUCAGUUAGUAUUUCAAGCCUGUUGGAACUGCCAGUCAGGAUUGCACACACAGUCCAGUGGCUAUUACCUUGCAUUCAUUCAUUCAUUCAUUCAUUCAUUCAUUCAUUCAUUCAUUAAGAAAGAAGUUUAGGAUGUCUGCUAUUGCACUGCUGGAGCCACAUGAGAAGGUCUUAUUAUGCUUGCAUGGGAAACAUAGAUAACCGGGUGACUAAAGCACACCCAGAGCAUGCUUAUUUUUGUAGAUUUGUUAGACAGAUAGAGUUGAGGAAGAAAUAAUGUUCUAUAAAGCAAUGCUGGUUUAGUAGCUCAUACAAGGUUGGAUGGUACAGUGGUAAUCAAACGGAGGGCAGAAGAGAGACGUUCAGUGUAUAGGUUUGAUCAGUAUUCACAUUUACUCGAGCGGCACACGCAUUUCUCAACCAAGGUUUUAAUUCGUUUCUUACUGCGUUCAGUCACGUCAACAAAUCAGCUGUUGAUAUUCAUAUCUUCAUGCCACUUUUACGCAUGCACAUAACAGUGAUGUGUCCUAUAUAUACAUAUAUACAUAUAUAAAUACGAAACCGGGUCAGAACGUGCGUUGUACUUGCAGGCAGUGGAUAACCACGACCUCUAGAGUGAAUCUCCUAGCGUUAGUGACAAGUUAGCCUCACUUUUUGUAUUUUUACUCAGGGUGCCAAAACUGGGGAGGGGGAAGUGGAGCAGGUCACUGGAGAAUCAGCUGCUGCUUACUGGGAAAAUGAGCCAGAGCCGAGUCCUGAUCAACUUACUGUGAUUUUGAUUAUUCCAUGCUGUUCGUUUUUAUUGAAACAUACAAAGCUGAUUUGUUUUUAUGUACCAUAGAAGUAUGUACUGUUCCCGAAAAAAGCCCCAACAAAACACAAAAGCGACAGUAGGAAGAAAGGCAUCCCAGGGUAGUGGAGCUAUAAUUGUUGGUGUGUGAGCUACAGUCCUGUAUGUGCUUACAUUUCAGACUGAAACACUGCCAUUGAUAGAUAUAGAGUAUGAAUUUUGAAAGAAAAAAAAAAGUACAAGAUAAUAAAUAAUAAAUAAGAGUAUUGACCUCAUUUCUAAUAUAAUAGAUUUCCCCUUUUAUUUCAACUUUUGAGCUGUAGGGUGCUUGAGAGAUGUUAGAUGGACCAUGGACUCACAGGGCGUAAGGUUCUCCUGAAAUGCUUACCGAUGAUCAUCUCAGCCCAGACAUGGUCUCACGUUCAGCUCACAGGCAUCUAUCUUAGAGUUAGUGUUAUUCUUUAUUCAUUAUUGAAACUACCUUUCCUCCUUUUCUGCACCCAUCCUCAAUAAAAGGCACAUCGAGGUAACCGAGCCGAAAUCUGUCUCACAAAACUUUCCACUUGUGGACAUAGAGCAAUAAACAUGUUUUAUGAAGUUGAGACCUGCGAAUCUUAUGGAGAUUAAAAAAAAACAAAAACAAAUAAAAAAAAAAAAACAAUUGGACACAUGCAAACUUACACUUAUGCAAAUGCCGAUAGGCUGGUGUGAGAUUAGUGUUCAGUAGGCCUAGUUUAUGGACAGCAGUUAUAGGACAUCUUUUACAGACCUGCACGUUUUCAUCAUUCCCAAAAACCCAGAAAAAUAGCGGCCCUGCUUUUAUUCUAGGCCACUGGGGCCUUGACACUUUGCAUGUGUAACUAGUGAUAGAGCUCUUUUUCUCUCCUCUCUAGCUGUCUUUCCUUGCUAUGUAGCCUUUGUCCUCCCCCCGAUUUGUUCAACCUUUCAUUUAUUUUUAAAACUUUGUGUAAUACAGAUGUUUUUCCCCUUUCUUUUCUCCCUUCCCCUAAUGUAAGUUUUAUUUUUGUAACUGCAUGUUAAACCGUCACUGAAAUGAUGGAUAUGUUAAAAAAAAAAAAUAGAGAGAGAACUCAGCUGCUGAAGCCAUGCAAAAUGUUUUGAA